Molecule: messenger RNA, 1560 nt
Organism: Xiphias gladius (swordfish)
Lineage: Eukaryota; Metazoa; Chordata; Actinopteri; Istiophoriformes; Xiphiidae
Product: galanin receptor type 1-like
Exons: 3
Coding region: 1-1050 (349 amino acids)
Biological process (GO): negative regulation of adenylate cyclase activity; G protein-coupled receptor signaling pathway; positive regulation of cytosolic calcium ion concentration
Cellular component (GO): membrane
Molecular function (GO): galanin receptor activity
Source: RefSeq, a predicted model, not a curated record
AUGAACUUAUCAGAGUCUGUUUGGCUCUCGGAGGAGCCGCGGAACCUCAGCAGAGUGGAGGAGGAGCAGAAACUUUUAUUCGGGAUCGGCACGGAUAAUUUCAUCACGCUCUUGGUUUUCGGGCUCAUCUUUACGCUCGGCGUGCUGGGCAACUCCAUGGUGAUCACCGUGCUGGCCCGGAGCAAACCGGGGAAACCGCGGAGCACCACCAACAUAUUCAUCCUCAACCUGAGCAUUGCGGACCUCUCCUACCUGCUCUUCUGCAUCCCCUUUCAGUCCACCAUCUACAUGAUGCCGACGUGGGUCCUGGGCGCCUUCAUCUGCAAAUUCAUCCACUAUUUCUUCACCGUGUCCAUGCUGGUGAGCAUCUUCACCCUGUCGGCCAUGUCCGUGGACCGAUACAUUGCCAUCGUGCACUCCAGAAAGUCCUCCUCUAUCCGGGUGGCGAAGCAUGCUUUAAUCGGGGUGGUGCUGAUUUGGAUACUCUCUCUGGCCAUGGCAGCGCCUGUCAUGUAUUACCAGAACAUUUUCCACAGAGGGGAGAAUCAGACCUUUUGCUGGGAAGUGUGGCCGGAUCAGAACCAGAAGAAGGUGUAUGUCGUUUGCACGUUUGUGUUCGGUUAUGUGUUGCCCCUUCUGCUGAUCUCCUUCUGCUAUGCAAAGGUUCUAAAUCACUUGCACAAAAAACUAAGAAAUAUGUCCAAAAAGUCAGAGGCAUCAAAGAAAAAGACAGCUCAGACGGUGCUGGUGGUGGUAGUGGUGUUCUGCCUCUCUUGGCUCCCUCAUCACGUCGUUCACCUCUGGGUGGAGUUUGGGACCUUCCCGCUGAACCAGGCCUCCUUUGUGUUACGGGUGGCCGCCCACUGCCUUGCGUACAGCAACUCAUCUGUCAACCCGGUCAUCUACGCCUUCCUGUCGGAGAAUUUUAGAAAGGCUUACAAGCAGGUGUUCAAAUGCCAGAUCGGUACCAGUGACUCCCCGCUAAACGACAUUAAGGAGAUCCGCAGCAAAGCGGAGACGCCGCCCUCGACUAACUGCACCAACGUUUGACUGACAAGGUGCGAAUGGUGACACGAAAAUGAAUUAAGGCAACUGUCGCGCUGAAAGUCAGUGUAAAGUCAUAGUGACAGGGCCAUCAGGCAUGAGUGAGUGUGUAGAUUUUUUUGAUGUAAGCAAGUGUAGUUGCUUGGAUAUUGCUUCUACUGUACUAUUCCACAUAUGCGCUGUUCAUUAUAACUGAACUAGAAGAGAUAAAGCCACUGUGGAUGCAGGACAUGAUUACUUGCUCUUUGAUAAGUCCCUGUUUCCCUUAUCUCUUCAUAUCAUUAAAACCUGUAGAAUCUAAUACUCAGGACAAUGAUACCCCCUCGGAAGUGAAAUGCAUUUUGAUUACAAACAUGCCAAUAUCUUAGAAAUAUAAGGCACCUUAAGACUUCAAAAGUAGUAAAAAUCUAACUUUUUUCACAGAAAGUAAGAAUUGCAUUAUACUAAGUGAAAACAUAAUCACCUGCUGCAGUAGAACUGCUGUUUGAAUGUGUCUUUUCUGACUGAAGAACAGUG